Messenger RNA from Cynoglossus semilaevis (tongue sole), 3387 nucleotides. RefSeq names its product ADAM metallopeptidase domain 19a (gene adam19a). Lineage: Eukaryota; Metazoa; Chordata; Actinopteri; Pleuronectiformes; Cynoglossidae. The record is from RefSeq and is a predicted model, not a curated record. The transcript has 21 exons. Gene Ontology annotation, molecular function: metalloendopeptidase activity. Bases 1 to 2652 code for a protein of 883 amino acids. Gene Ontology annotation, biological process: proteolysis.
AUGUACACUGUCCAGGCUGAAAGGAAGACCAGAAGAGGAAGGACGGUGACGGCACAGUGGAUUUCCUCAGAUCGAAUCAAGAGGCAGGCUGAGACCUCGACACUGGCUGACUAUCCAAUCAGAGGAGAGAUCGUUCUCUCAUCUACUGACCUCCAACUGGUACUUCAGGUGGAACGCAAUCACGAGCUUUUGGGUCCGGACUUUACAGAGACCUACUACACAGAACAGGGACGGCCUGUGACUCUGACCAAUCACAACUAUUCUGAUCACUGCUUCUACCACGGACAUGUGAGUGGACAUCCAGAGUCCUGGGUGGCUCUCAGCACCUGCUCAGGAGUCAGGGGCCUGAUAUCCUUGAAUUCAAGUCACACCUACUACCUGGAACCAGUCAGCAACUCUGCUGUAGAUCCUCUUCGCCAUUCACUGCUGAAGGCUGACGAGCUGCAAAUAAAGGGAGGAAACUGUGGCCACGGUCAACAGGCCGCUCAGUCCAACCAUAUAGCUGACCUGCUCAGACCGUUUCACCAAAGGGUUAAAAGAAACACCUGGGGUACAACCAAGUACUUGGAGCUGUACAUUGUGGCUGAUUAUACUCUGUUUAAGCGUCAGAAUAAAGACUACGAAAAGACCAGGACACGGAUAAUGGAAAUUGCCAAUUACGUGGAUAAGUUCUACAGGGCUCUGAACAUCCGUGUGCCUCUUAUCGGUUUGGAGAUCUGGACAGACAGAGACCAGUGUAUUAUCUCAGAUGAGCCAAACGCCACCUUGUGGUCUUUCCUGCAGUGGCGACAGAAACUGAAAUCCCGCAAGAAGCACGACAACGCUCAGCUUCUCACAGGUAUGAUCUUUAAGGGGACGACCAUAGGAAUGGCUCCGCUGGAGGGGAUGUGCAUCCUGGAGAACUCUGGAGGAAUUAAUGUGGUAUGUAGAAAAAUCUUUAACUUUACAUACAUUAAUGCCCCACAGCUCAGUUCUACCCUGGGGUCACAGCAGAGCUUUAAUCCAGCCCUGAGGUUUAAUCACCUCAGCUUUAAUGGACUGCUUCACUCUCACCUACACGGGGGCUGCUGUGGGGAAGCCCCCGGGGAGCAGGGGGGCUGCGUGAUGGCUGCUGCCACGGGACAUCCGUUCCCUCGAGUCUUCAGUCGCUGCAGUAAACGAGACCUGGACAGCUACUUCCAGAAGGGAGGGGGCAUGUGUCUGUACAACAUGCCCAACAUGAAGGACCUUGUUGGGGGUAAAAAGUGUGGCAACGGCUUUGUGGAGGAUGGAGAAGAGUGCGACUGUGGAGAACCAGACGAGUGCACCAACGACUGCUGCAAUGCCAACAACUGCACCUUGAAGGCGGAGGCUCAGUGUGCCCACGGUGUCUGCUGCGAGGGCUGCAAAUUGAAACAGGCAGGUACCAUGUGCCGGGGUCCAGCAGGGGCCUGUGACCUGCCAGAGUACUGCACCGGGGCGUCUCCUUACUGUCCGUCCAACGUCUACCUGCUGGACGGCUCCUCCUGUCAGUACGGACUGGCCUACUGCUACAACGGCAUGUGUCUCACCCACGAGCAGCAGUGCCUGCAGCUGUGGGGCUACGGAGCUCGACCGGCCCACGAUGCCUGUUUUGAAGAAGUCAACGCAGCAGGAAACCCUUUUGGAAACUGUGGAAUGGAUCAACACGGAAACUACAUGAAAUGUGAGAAAAGCGAUGCCAAAUGUGGGAAGAUCCAGUGCCACAGUGCAGCAAAGAAGCCCAAAGGAAACAACGCUGUUCCCAUCGACACCACCAUCAAGCCAAACGGAGUGGAAGUGAAGUGUCGAGGCACCUACGUCUACAGCACUCAGGACGGACAGGGUGACCUGCCUGACCCCGGCCUGGUCAUGACUGGAACCAAGUGUGACGAGGGCAAAGUGUGCAGGGACCGCCGGUGUCAAAAUGCCUCCUUCACUGAACUGGAGACCUGCAUUGUACGCUGUCAUGGCAAUGGGGUGUGUAACAGCAACAGAAACUGCCACUGUAACCGAGGCUGGGCUCCACCCUUCUGUGAGAAGCCAGGACUGGGGGGCAGUGUGGACAGUGGACCGAUCCAGUAUGACAGUCAGGCUGGUCUGGUGGGGGCGCUGCUGUUCACCUUCCUGGUUGUCCUGCCGACGGUGCUGCUGCUCUUCUACUGCUGCAGGAUUAAAACCUCCUUUUUCCACAAGUGGCUUUCCCAGAGAGAGAAGAACAAGAGCAACAGGACACAGGAGUCUCUGGACAAGGAGAAGAACGGACAUCUGAAUCAUGCCUUUCACCUCAAGGUGGUCGGACCAAUCAACAAAGCAAGCAGCAGCAAGGGGCUGUCUCACACCAGCAAAGAAGUCCUUCCUCUCAGACCAGGUCUGGCGUCCAAUGGUACCCAGCCAGUCAACAUUGUACGUCCCCUGAGACCCGUCCCGUCUCCUCAGAAAGGCCAACAACAGGUCAAGACGCUUCGUCCACCUUUGCCGUCUAGCAAGCCCCCAACGGCCCCGCCCACAUCAUCAUCAUCAUCGUCGUCCCCAGCCGUACAGAGACUCAGUCCUCCCAAGAAACCUCUGCCCCUCAACCCAAGCAGAUCUCCACUGGUGAGUCAAAGCACAGUUUACACACUUUACUGUAGAGCUGGAAGAAUGAGGGAAUAAUACUAAGACAGGGAAAAGAAGAAGGGUUCAGAUGAGAUCAUUUAAAAAGAUACAAAGUCAAGUCAGGCCAAUGUGGCUGUGACAUUUGAAGAGAGUAAAUAUAUGUUAGGCAGCUAACACUCUGCAGAGAGUCUGCAGUAACAUGUUAGCGUGUCAAACUGGUAACCUCUCCUCUGCUUUGAUCACAGCUAACUGUGUGAUUUGUUAAUGUUGUUGCCAAACGCUCAGAGCUAAUGAGGAACCCUUUAAACACAGAGUUUGGAGGAUAAAUCAAAGAGAUUCUCUCUGAACCCUGACCAUAAAUCUGGAAGCGCUCUUUAUAUUUAUCUAUAUGUUUCUUUUAGUCUGAUUGCUUUCUUCAUCGAUUUCACCUCCAGAAGAACUUUUUUAAUCAGUGUCUCUGUGAAGAACAAAAUUCCCUCAGAGUUUAAGAUCAGAUUAGAAAAAGAAACAGUUCUCUUCAGCUGCGUUCUGAUCUGAGAGUUCCGCAGUUGGUCGGAGAUGUUUGUCACUGAUCACCUGUGUGAGCGACAGACAGCUGAUCCUGCUGUCAUCUCACUGGGCUCUGCUGUGUCCACAUCCCACAGAUUUAGAGUCCUCUUCCAUGGACACUGAUCUCUGUCUCUUUUCUCCUUCACAGUAAACUGUUGUAUUUCUAAUCAAUAAUUUUUUUCUUUUUCAUAAAUACCAAAUUUUACAAAGUUAAAACCGCUGAUCUUUGGGAUUUGGAAACAA